Messenger RNA from Polyodon spathula (Mississippi paddlefish), 1638 nucleotides. It is a transcript of the gene ctbs, whose product is annotated as chitobiase, di-N-acetyl-. Gene Ontology annotation, cellular component: extracellular region. Gene Ontology annotation, molecular function: chitin binding; chitinase activity. The record is from RefSeq and is a predicted model, not a curated record. The coding region runs from base 113 to 1219 and encodes 368 amino acids. Gene Ontology annotation, biological process: chitin catabolic process; carbohydrate metabolic process. The transcript has 7 exons. Lineage: Eukaryota; Metazoa; Chordata; Actinopteri; Acipenseriformes; Polyodontidae.
CAAGUUUUACACACAACGAGGAAUGGGGAAGUUCACUAUUAAAAGAUUCGAGAAGUCAUUGUCGUCCGAUACUGGUGUCCUUUGAACCCGCUAAGCCGUAGUGUUAAGUAAGAUGGCAGGGUGGUUGGUUGUGUUGCUGACGGCACAGGUGUUAUCCACGUUGGUGUCUUCUUAUUCAUGUCCUUGUGAGGAUCAGUCGCUAUGCAACCAAAUCACCGAUGUAAAAGAGUUCGAGGUGUUCGUGUUUGAUGUUGGAGGAAAGCAGUGGAAAUCCUAUGACUGGUCAGUGGUAACAACAGUGGCAGCCUUCGGGAAAUUCGACCCAGAGCUCUUGUGUUUUGCCCAUUCUAAAGGAGCACGGCUUGUUUUGAAAGGUGAUGUCCCCCUUGAGGACAUUGUUGAUCCAACCAAUAGGACAGCUUGGAUAUCUGACCAACUUGACAUGGCGAAAAAGCAGUUCAUGGAUGGAAUCAAUAUCGACAUUGAGCAGGAAGUGCAGGAUGGGUCCCCCGAAUACUAUGCUCUGACUGCACUGGUCAAAGAGACUACAGAGGCUUUCCAUAAGGAGAUCCCAGGCUCCCAGGUGUCGUUUGAUGUGGCCUGGUCUCCAAAGUGUAUUGAUAAGAGGUGCUACAACUACAUAACCAUAGCUGAAUCAUGUGACCUUCUGUUUGUGAUGUCAUACGAUGAGCAGAGCCAGAUCUGGGGUGACUGCAUUGCAAUGGCAAAUGCGCCAUACAACCAAACACUGGCUGCUUAUACUGAUUACCUGAAGAUGAACAUUGACCCUAAAAAGCUUGUGAUGGGGGUUCCCUGGUAUGGAUAUGACUAUGCUUGUCUGGAAUUAACCCAGGAGGGUGUGUGCACAAUCCCCAAGGUUUCGUUCCGGGGUGCCCCAUGUAGUGACGCUGCUGGGAGGCAGAUCCCAUACAAGACGAUGAUGAGGCAAAUCAACAGCUCCACCUCUGGAAGACUGUGGGAUGAUGUACAGGGUGCUCCUUACUACAACUAUAAGGACGAUCAAGGACGAAUUCAUCAGGUGUGGUACGACGACCCGAAGAGCAUUUCUCAAAAGGCUGCCUAUGUGAAGGAACAAGGCCUGCGUGGUAUUGGCAUGUGGAACGGCAAUCUCCUAGACUACAGUGAUGACCCUGUAGCUGAGCAGCAAAGCAAGGAGAUGUGGAAUGCCCUGAAACCUGGGGCUGUGGGAAAGCUCUGAAUGACCAAGUACAUCCCAGAGCCUGGGCCCUUGUGCAAGUUAAUGAUGCAUUGUCUCAUGACGGGAUGAAUUACUGCGAAUUGGUUUUAUUCUGAAUGAGGGCAUUUGUCCUUGCCAUUAGAUUGGAUUGGUAAAUCUAUUAAAAUGCUGAUAGGAAUCGGGCUUCACCUUACAAGCAGUUGUAAUUUUUGGGGGAAAUUGUUCUGUUUGCACUGUUUUGAUUUUGUUUGUUAUUUAAAUGAUGAGAUGCACACCUAAUAGAAUGCAGUCAAUUUAGAUCAAGUUAUAUAGCAACUUUUCUAUUCAUUGUAUACAUGUUUUACUUCAAAAUUAGUUUUAAUGUUUUACUGGAAAUGAGAAAAUUGUUAAACUGAACAACAGACAGAAUCCUAUUAUUAAAAAAAAAAAUUAAAAAAAAA